AUGCGCCGAACACAAACUGUUGAGACCCUGGGUUUUCCCGUUCUGACGGGCGGCGCGGAGCUGGGUGCGAGGCUCUGGCGGUACCGAGCGCUGCCGCCGUGCCCGUCACGUUCCGGGCCCCGGAGCGGAUCGCUCCCGCUCGGCCCGGGGACCGAGGGGCACCAAGGCUGGAACAGGCGGGGACCGAGCGGGGAUCGAGGGGGGGAACGAGACGGGACCGAAGGAGGGAGCGAGGCCCGGCCGGCUCCGCCGCCCCCGGGCCGGCCCCGCCCCGCCUGUCGGGUGCCGCGGUUGCCCGGGCGAGAACUGAACUCGCAGAGCUUUGCUCGGGCCCUGCGAGCCGAUGCUGAAUUAGGUUUGAAGCUGCUUCCUUCUAAGUUCCUGAAGGAGAAGUUUCUCAAUGUGAAGAAGGUGGCCAGCACUGGGGCGAGUUUUCUGCCCAAAAUUGGCCCAUUUCGACACAUGAGUGAGACUUGUCAAAAGUUGUUGCCAGUUCCUCCGAUAGAGAGCUUGCUCCAAGUUUCCCCACCAGAGAUGGUAUUUCAGAAAUUCAUCGCUCAUGAGGUCUCGGAAAUGGUACUGUCUCUCACAAACAAGGACAAGUUUACUCGGCUGGUGAAGGUCUACAUGGAGAGAUCACCUUAUUUUGAGCUGUUGUGCCCCAAUGAUGCAUACCGCAUCAUCCCACCAGGCACAUCUUCCCAUGUGCGCAUCCGCUUCACCCCCGACGAGACCAAGGAUUAUUCCCACGAACUCAUCUGUCUCACUGCAAGGGACAGGAUAGUUGUGCCUAUUCAGGCCAUUGCUGCCCAAGCUAUCCUGGACUUCCCUGACCAGCUGGACUUCUCAGAGUGCCCAGUCAAGUACAGCAGCCAGAAGACUCUGCUGGUUCGCAAUGUUGGUAACGUGGAAGCUCAUUACCAGCUGAGCACCCAGAGUCCUUUCUGCGUGGUUCCAGACAGGGGAACUCUGGCCGCUGGUGACACCAUGCAGGUGACAGUGGGAUUUCACCCGCUGACGGUCGGUGACCAUUCCGGGUCCCUGGUAGUGUGCUGCAACACAGGUGAGUGUAUCUGCACAAACCUUCACGGAGAAGCUGUAGAUGUCAACAUUGGGUUGAGCACCAAUUCCGUGAAGGUUGAGAACACUUUCAUCACCACAUCAAACUACACAACCGUGCUCAUCGAAAACAGGAGUAACAUCACAGCCCACUUCCAGUGGAAGACUUUUCCUACUGAGGAAGAUGAGAAUAAACUGAAGAGAAGGCAGUGCUAUUUUCUGCAGCCACUGACAGAGGUAUCGCUGGAAAACUUCAUUGAGGAGAAGAAUAUAGAGCAGGAGAAGGGCUAUUGUGAAGAUAAAACUGCCCUUGUGAGCCACACAGUCCAGGAGGAGAUGGCAAAGGUGCAAGAAGACCCCAUGCUGUUCUCCGAUGACAUUUUUUCCAUUGAACCAGUGGAGGGAGAAAUUGGGCCGAACUGUUGCACCAAAAUCAAGGUGACCUUUAAACCUGUAGAAGCACUGGAGUAUCGAAGUGUGGCUUACUGCAACAUCUCAGGCCGAGAGAGCAGGCUGCCCCUGCACCUCAUAGGGGAAGGCCAAGGACCCUUCGUUGAACUCAGCUCUCAUACACUGAACCUUGGGAACAUUUUUGUCAACACCCCCUACGUCUAUGAGGUGAAACUGAUUAACCAAGCACCUAUUGAUGCUCCCUUCACCUAUAUCUGUACAACUGCAAACGUGGGCUACUGCUUCAAGUUUGCACCUGAGGAGGGCAUCAUUGCACCAGGUGGGAUCCAGACCAUCCAGAUCUCCUUCAAUGCCACCGUACUGGGGAGGUUUGAGGAAGAAUUCCAGUUCAGUGUGGCUGGAUCUCCUACGCCUGCAAUCCUGACAAUCAAGGGACAUGUCUGUGAACCGACUGUACACUUCAACGUCGAUGAGCUCGACUUCGGUGACAUUUCCUUUGGCUUUCCCUACACCAUGACCUGUUGCCUCACUAACCCCUCCCCAGCAUCCCUGAGGUUCAAGCUCCGCAUGUCUGACGAUGGCACUCAGCCUGCUCAUGAAAAAAGAACUGGAGGAUAUCACACGUGGGUGACCCUGUGUUCCAACACCGUGAUGGAUUUCUGCCGGAGAAUGCUGGUGGACCUGGAGGGUAUUGGCAAUGGAGUGGCAUCAAUGACCAUCAUGGCCAGAUGUCUCAUUCCUGAGCUGCGAGUGUACCCUCACGUCCUGCUGUACGAUGAGUGCCGCCUCAAGGUGCCCUACGAGAGGAAGUUCCUCGUUGUGAAUAACACCGACCUUCCUGGCUGCUACGGGCUUAUUCCCCAGAAACGCAGGGAGGACACUCCUGUGUUCUACUCCAGCCCCAAACCCUGUGGGAUUGUCCAGCCUCACAGCAUCGCAGAGAUUCCAGUUACAAUCGAAGUCCAAACAUUGGGCGAGCAUCGCACCAGUGUUCUUAUCAGCGUGUUUGGGGAUGAGAGAAACCCACGGGCCUGCAAACCCCACUGCUAUGUCAUUGAACCCAGAGAAGGAGUGAUCCCCGCUACGGGUGAUAUUCCUGUGACCAUCACAGCAACCUUGGAUGACACUGGGAUUUUUGCUGACACUAUUCAGCUUUUCAUUGGGAACAGCCUUUGGACCACCUUCAUGGUGCUGGCUGUGGGCACCGGCACCACAAUUGUCAUGGACAAACCAUUCGUCCCAGAGCUCAGCUUGGGACACCAGUUCAGCCCCCUGGCCGAAGAUGAUUGCCAGAGCCCCAAAGGCACCAGCCCCGUGUUUGGGCUGGAGCCACUGUCGAUGGAGCUGCAGCCGGGCGAGUCUGUGGACAUGGUGCUGCGAGGCUUCUCCCCCAUCGAGCAGUCAGCAAAGAAGGGCAGAGAAAUAACUUACACCAGCAGGACAGAGAAGAUAAUAGAAACAACCAUUACCUGCAAGUUUAUUGAUCCCUCCAUAGAAAUAUCAGCCAGACAAUUCUCUUUCUGGGUGGAGAAGAAACCCAGUGAUGAUGUCCUGACUCUGCAGUACAAGCCUUUGGCUUUAAAGAACACCUGCUUGCUGCCACUCGACCUUAUGCUGGACUUGGAGCAGCCGUUUCUGCUCUGCGAUGCGGACCAGCAGCCCCUCCCGGAUGGCCAGCCUGUGACAGUGGAUGUAGGACAGACCUGUCAUCUCUACAUUGCAUUUGACCCAUCUUAUAAACUGGAUUUUUAUAGCUGGAAGGAAGAGAAGGUUCUGAAGAUAAACAUGGUCAACGGCCAUCCUUAUGUGGAGUGUAUCACCCUUCAAGGAGAAGUCCACUUCCCCAAUCUCCAAAUCCAGCCCAGCACCCUGGAGUUUGGCUGCAUCCUGGCUGGCACUGCAGAAGGGCGUUCUCUGGAGAUAACCAACUGCAGCCCACUGCCUGUCCAGUACCACUGGUCAUUCCAUUCAGACGGCCAGGUGAACAGGCUGAGGUCCCUGUUCAUAGUUACAUUAUUUUCCAGGCAUGAGCGUUGCCCACCUAAGUUCAAACCCCAACCACCAAAGGAGAAGAGAACCUGCUUGGAUUACUCAGCAUCUCAAAGGAGACGCUUCAAGAUUAGAAAUGGGGAGGACCCAGCCACAGCCCUCAGAGAAUCGCACCUCCAGCUACAGCUGCAGUUUGCUCCAAGGUGCUCUUCUGCAUCCAUUUCCACACUGAACAUCUCAAUCGUUCCUGUCCUCCAGGUUUUCAGUGUCCUGCCGCAGUCAGGUGUGCUGCAGCCAGGAGAGAGACAGAAGGUCUCCUUCAGCUUCUUUGGCCACCUCAACACCAUCGCCAGUGUCACGGCGCUGUGCCAUGUAGAGGGAGGCCCCACCUACAAGGUGGAGCUGACCGGGGAGGCCUCAUGCAUCAGCUACUCCCUGAGCCUCCAGGAGAUCAACUGCGGCUUUCAGAUAGUUAAUGAAAUUCGUCACAGCACAGUCACCCUGGCGAACACUGGCAAGAUUAAAUUCAACUGGGUGCUAAAUCCUAGCACUGCAGAGCAACAUCUGCCUGGCGUGUUUCUGGUCAUCCCCCCCACUGGCUCCGUUGCACCUGGUGAGAAGCAAGUGCUGAAAUUCUCUUACAUGCCAGGAGUACCAGGAGCCUUCAGCAGGACUUUCCAGCUUAAAGUGGCAGAACUGGACCCAGAGAAUAUCUGCCUGAAAGGAGAAGCAUUCUUUCCUGUGAUCAGUGUGAACCUGCCCUGGAACAUCGAAGGAAAUGAAAAAUAUGAGAAGCUCAUAAAACCCCUGCAACAAUUCAGUCAGAGGAAUCAAUCAGUUGUUCAGAAGACUCAGAGUCCGAAGACUAAGGCCUUGAAGUUUCAGACUCCAAAGACUCAGACCCUGAAGACUCAGAACCUGAAGCCCCACGCACCUGGCUUUGGCACUGUACCAAACACUGAGCUGCAGAUAGAGACGGUGAUGAUGCUGAUAGAGGAGGCUGCCCUGGAGCUGCAGGAAAAGCUCCCAUCCCAUCCCCCAUACAGCAGGUUCCCUGACAAAAAGAUGCGCCAGAGUCUUGUCAAAGUUGAGCUGCCUGAAUAUGUGCUGGACAUGGGCACUGUACGUAAGGGUUACACUGAGAGACGCACUCUGGUGAUCACCAACCCUGGGCAGAUCCCAGUGUCCUUCCAGGUCGAUGUAUCUGCCCUGCAGGACACAGGUUUCAGAGUGAAUCUGGACCAGAUGCAGGGUCUGCCUCACAGACACACCAUAAUGUUUGAGGUGUGCUUUGAAAGCACCCGCCGGCCAUGGGGUGAUGUGGAUGUGCUGCUGCCCAUAGAGGUGGCAAAAGGCCCCACGUAUAACAUCCACCUCCAUGCCACUGUGUUGGGACUGUCGCUCAACCUCUCCAAGAACAUGCUGCAGUUCUCUGAUACCCUCGUUGGGCAGUGCCAGAUUGAGACAGUCCAGCUCUACAACUGGUUCCAAAUACCCUGCAAGUGGUUCAUUACUGCCAUCAAGCCUGUCAGGAAGGACAAUCAACGCAAACGCAUUAUACCAGCCAUGCGUCAGAAGCAGCAGGUGCUGGAGGAUGAGCCCUGUCCCUUUGAAGUGACGCCCUCCAAAGGAACCCUCAAUCCAGGAAGGUGGCAGAACUUACAAAUCCAGUUUACACCCAAGCAGGAGAGGUCUUACAAGAAUGAGCUGAAGCUUAACAUUUGUGGAAGCAGCAAUCACUUAAAGCUGCACCUCUCAGGACAAGGUCUAGAGCCACGGUUGGAGUUUAGCCCCCCAGCACUCAAGAUGGGAUGGGUGCUGGUGGACAGUGAUGGGGUGGAUGCCACAGUGGUGGUGAAGAACCCAUGCAACUUCCCUGUUGAGUUUUACUCACUGGAUUUUGAUGAGCAGUACCUUGAGGAGGAGAAGAUCCUGUGGAUGGCAGCGGGGUCUGAGUACCAAAAGAACUUUCUAAUGCCUCCACGCACCGUGGGUGGGAUGCUGCCCCCAGAGGUGCUGGAGGACUGUGAAGCACAGAAGAGGCCGAAGGCUCAACAGGCAGAGCUCAAGGCCAUGGCAGAGGCCAAGGACAUGGCUGAGGCCAUAGACAAGGCAGCACCAGCAUAUCAUGGGGCUGUCACACCCUCUCCUGAGCCCAUGGUGGAAGUGACUGGGAGCCCUAUCUCUCAGGCUGUCAUGCGCCACCUGGGCAUCGACCCAUCUUCAGAGAGUUGUGAAGCACAGCAGGACAGAGGGAUUGUUGUUAUUGUCCAUGGGCCACCCCGGGCAGGUUCUUCCAAGGCCUGUCCCUGUAAUGCCUCGUAUGCAAGUGUCACCAAGCAGUCCUCCUCUCUCUCAGGAAAGACAGAGAUAGUGGCGGCCCUGUGUCACUAUUAUGACACUGCUCACUUGUCCAUUGACACCAUGGUGAAAGAGGCCAUCGCCAAUGAUCAGAGCCAAGCAGGGCGCCGCGCCCGGGAGCUUUGCACCAAGGCUGCCAUGGAGCUGAAAGGCGAAGACCAAGAUGAUGCUGGUAAAAAGCCUCUGCUUACUGCUCAGAGCAAGAACAAACAAGCCUCUGGAGAAAAAAACAACAUGAAGAAGAAGAAUCCCAAAGGCAAGAACCUUGCAGCACAAAAGAAGGAGCCAGCCAGCAAACCCAACAAAAAGGACACCAAGCAGCUGAACAUCAUCAGCAGUCAUGGGGAAGAGCUGAUCUGCUUGAGCUGUGUGCUGCCCGAGGACCUGCUGGUGGACAUCCUCUGUGAGAGGCUGAAGCAUGAAGACUGCUCCAAGGGAGUGGUCUUUGAUGGCUUGGAGAGCCUCUUCACAAGCAGCCUGGAAUCUUCUCUGCUCUGUGUAUUCAAAGCUGUCAACAAUCAUCAUCAUAUCUACAUGGUGAACCUGCAUCAGGAUUAUGCUUCUUGGAAAGCCAAGGAGGAAGCUGAAAGAGAGAAGGAAGAAUGGCAGAGGAAAAAACCUAUUCAGAGGAGCACAGAAUAUGUCUUGCAAAUGGAUGAGGAUGAGGAUGAUGCCCUUCCUGAGAAGAAAGCUCUAGUGGACAAAAUAAUACCAGAAAGGAAGUGUAUACAGAGAGAGAGAAGUGUCUUUAAGUCUAUGAUGUUGAUUUACACCUUCUUCAUCAUCUCUCUUCUUCACCAAAACAGUGGGAUUGUGGUAUGGCCUUCAGCUGAAAACAAGCUUCACAAGACCAUAAAGCCUCAGGAGAAGGUGGAGAAGAAGCCUGAACAAAAAGGUGGAGGCCAAAGGAGUCUUCAGUCAUCUCAUCUGGAGACACGAAGCGAAGUUGCAGAAGGGGCAGUCAGAGAUGAGCAUGUCAGGGUGCGGUGCUUGGACAUCCAGGUCACAGAUCCAAAGGCCAUGAUUAGGGAGAUCCUGAGGGAUGGGAGGCUGCCAACAAAAGAUAAGAUGCUGAGACAUCUGGGACUGCAUCCCGAAGGGCCUCCCCUGCCCCCUGCUGCUGUCUUCUCCAUAGUCAACUACCCAGAGGAGUGGUUGGGUUCUGCAGAGUGUGUGAAGCCCUUCACCAUUGUUGCACCGGAAGGUGCUGCUAUGGAAGACAAUCAGGCCAAGGCCCCAGAUGCCAAGGGCAGUUCUGCCGAGGGCCAACCAAAGACACAUAAAGCAGCCAGCAGAGACAACUCUCCAAAGGAGAACCAUAUCUCCACACACAGAACAGAAAGUCCCCAGGAUUCCUCUGCAACCAGAUCCAACAGUGUGCUGAAAAGAGCCUCAACCCCCACAGAAUUCCACAGGCUGAAACGGUACCGAUGGAUAGUGCCUGACCACGGUGAGGUGGAACUGAAGGUCCACUUCUCCACCAAAAGGCCAGGGAAGUUUGAGCACACACUGAGGUUUGAGCUCGUGGAGACAAAGCGCCAGUACGAGCUGCCCUGCAGUGGCACGGGCGUGUACCCCAGCAUCAGCCAGAACCCGUGGCUGGUGUUUCCACAGUGGAGGGAGACCAUGGAGGCAGAUGAAAUCAUCUUCAAGGAAUAUGUUGAGAGCACAAAGCAAUUCCACUUUGGACCUCUGCUGUGUGGGAAAUCAAGAGAGUGGUACAAGGCCCGGAACUGUCCCGGCAACUCAGAGAAUUUAACCAUCCUCAACAACUCCCCUGUGGAUGCAGAGGUCCAGUUCUCCUUUGAGAAUGAUGGGAAAGCAGUGACAUUCCUUUUGGACCCUCCCAGCAUGACACUCAAACCAAAGGAGAAGCAGGAGCUGACCAUUUGGGCAUACCCCACUUCCCCUGGCUUCCUGGAAGACAAACUCAUCUGCUGCAUUGAGAAGAACCCAGACCCAGUGGUUUUCAGCCUGUGCUGCCAUGGGGUGCACGUGAUGCUGGAGGUCAGCCCCCUGGAGCUGUCUUUUGACAAGCUGCUUCUGCACAGGACUGACAGCAGGACCUUGGUCCUGAAAAACAACACCCUACUGCCCAUGGCCUGGCAACUCACUGGGCUGGAUGACCUUGUUGAGGCCUUCUCCUUGUCACAAGAUAACGGCAUCAUUGAUCCCCGCUCAGAGUUUGAUGUGACCCUGAAUUUCAAGGCCGAGCAGAUUGGCAGCAUUGAGAAGACCCUACGACUAGAGGUUUCAGAUACAGGAAACAUCCUGGGGAUUGUUCAGGCUGAAGACAUUGAGAUCUCUGCAGAGGUCUGUGAUGUUUCUCUGAGUAUCGACAUGCCUGAAGGUCCAGAUGGAAGCUUGGAAUUUGGAACCAUUCAUGUCCUGGAAAAUGUGAAGAAAGUCCUGAGUCUAAAGAACAAAGGGAUACACAACAUUGAGUACCGUUUUGUGCUGAAGAAUGCAGGUCCCAGGAUGCAAGAUUUGGCAUCCCACUUCACUAUUGAGCCUCAGUCGGGCAUGCUGAUUGCCUCCCAGCCUGGUGUGAAUGUUGAGAUGGUCUUCCACCCCACAAGGGAAAUGGUCGUCAAGAACAAACCCAUCCUGUACUGCCAGGUGACAGAUGCCAGCUCAGGGGAAGGAAGCCAGACUGUUGCCACCAUCCCAGUGAGGGUGUCGGCAAAAGCUGUGUACAGCAAGUACAGUAUUGAGCCUGCCUCACCCAUCAACUUUGGGGCCAUGCUCAAGGGCACCAAGAAGACCCAGACUGUUGUGCUGGAGAACAGAGGCAUGCUCAACUUCAAAUUCCACAUCCUCCAAGCACCCGAGGAUGCAUCUGCAUUGGAAAGCAAAAGCUCAAAACAAGAGGAAUCCGCUCCACCAGCGACAAAGCUGAAAUCAAGCUCCUUGACACAGGGUUACCUCAGUCUUGGCAUGUUCACGGUGUCCCCCUGCUCCGGCUCUGUCGCUCCGUGGGGCCAGCAGAAGAUCACAGUGGAAUGCCUCGCAGGGCAGGAGGGGACAUGUGAGGAGCAGCUCUACAUUGACAUCAUGGGCAGAGACCCCAAGGACAAUCCCGUGGGCAUUCCCUUUACCCUGAUUGCCGAAUCCUGCCUCCCAGCACUUGUUGAGGAUGUCACGUUAACCUUCGAGGAGUACCCGAUCUGCAGCAGCACCAACCUCAGCUGCAAGCUGCGGUCAGUCAAAGGCACGGGUCUGUUUGUCAGAGAAGAGAACAAAUUUGUCUUCACCAAGGUUCUGGUUGGGCAAGAGGCUGAAGCUCAUUUCAGUGUCUACAAUACAAGUGGUCUGCCAUGUGACGUGGUCCUCUCCAACAAACCCCUGCCUGGAAAGGAAAAAAGCCCUAUCAAUAACAUUUUCAAGUUGUAUCCUGACAUGAUGUCCAUUCCUGGCUCAUCCAAUGCCGUUGCUACGGUGACCUUCACCCCACCAGAGAAGCAGAACUACGGCUGUACUUUCAAGGCUUCCCUUGUCAUCCCAAAAAGCUCUGUGCAAAUUAAGCCCCAAACCCUGACCUUCACCAUCAGUGGGAAGGGGCAUGAGCCACAGGUGACAGUCGUGUGCCCAAGUGCUCGCAGCAAGAGGGGAAAUGCUGUGCUGCGCUUCAAGAGACUCCGGGUGGGGGAUUCAGAGAUGCUCCCCCUGGUCAUCCAUAACAAUGGCAUCGUACCUGUCAAGUUUAUGUUACACCUGGAGGAUGAGCACGGAGCGUUCUUCUUGAAAGGCAGGGGCUCCACACUUGAGAGAUUCUACACUGAAGAUGUGGAAGAGGACUGCGUUGGAAAUGAGAGCAAGCCCCCAGAGAAGCCUUUCUUCCUUCUGCAUCAUGGGCAAUCAACAAAUAUUGACGUCAUUUUCAAACCCACCUUGACUCAACAUCUGGAAGGGAAGAUUUGUGUGUUACUGGAAGACAUCUACUCUAAGAAGACCCUAAUAGAGCUGGUGGGUGAAGGCCACAAGGAUGAAUUCACCCUUGAUGGACUAGAGGAAGACACAGAUGAGAGGAGAGCUAAGCGCAGUCUGAAGAAAGACAUUAUUGAUGCUGUCAGAUUGAAUCACAUCCAGUUUGGGGACUGUCCUGUCGGGAGGCCCUACCGCAGGACCUUCACCAUCACCAACCAUACCAGUAUGAAGGUCAUGCGCUUUGAGUGGGAGGCAGACGCCGCAUUCCAGUUCUCCCCCAAGAUGGGACACCUCCAUCCUGGCUAUGCCAAGGACAUCACAGUCACCUUGAAAUCAGAUGUCCCAGCCACCUUCAGGAGGCACCCUGUGAAAUGUAAGGUGAUCAAGACCAACUCUGAGCUACCACAAAGGAUGGUUCAGGAUUGGGAGGACCGAAUGUGCAUUGUCACAAUGGAGGAUACCACCAGGAAGGACAUGUCAGCCAGCUGGCCUGAGAAAGAGAAGAUGGUCCAGACAGCCCCAGAACCAGAACCGGCACCGGCUUACAUUGUGGAUGAGAGCAUCCAGGAGGCCAAGGUGUACCUCAGUGCUGUUGUUGGCUACACUGAGUUCAAACGGAACCUGAUAGUGGUUCAGCUCAAGGAUACCUUGCCCAACCAGACAAGGAAAGACAUUUUCAGGAUACACAACACAGGAAAUAUAGCCCUGGAAUACAGCUGGAUGGAAGCUGCAGAUAGUAAAGCAGUGAAGAAACCAUACUCAACCACUCUGAUGCAUGACAAAAAAGACCUGCCACUGUUCUACAUCAACCCCUGCCACGGCAUCAUCCCUCCUGGCCAAAAGCAGAUCUUUCACGUGCUGUUCUCCCCAAAGCACGCGGGGAAGUUUAGGACCAGCAUACUCUUCAGGACUCAUAAGCUGAAGCCGGCUCUGAAGAAGGUAGAGGUGAUUGUGAAAGGCAGAGCCCAGGAGCAGGAGAGUCUUGAUAAACCAAAACGCUCUGCGUUACGGCAGACAGACAAAGGCCAAGGACCCAAGAAGCAGGUGCACUGGAAACUAACACCUGAGUGA
Molecule: messenger RNA, 10818 nt
Organism: Cinclus cinclus
Lineage: Eukaryota; Metazoa; Chordata; Aves; Passeriformes; Cinclidae
Product: hydrocephalus-inducing protein homolog
Exons: 68
Coding region: 1-10818 (3605 amino acids)
Biological process (GO): cilium movement; axonemal central apparatus assembly
Cellular component (GO): axoneme
Source: RefSeq, a predicted model, not a curated record